GUCACAUGGUCACCUCAAUCGGUCUCAGCCGCGCUGUCGCCUUGUGUUGCCUUGAGGUUCUAUUGGGCCUACAAUAUCGAUCUAACUCUACGGAGCCUUGAGAUAGCAUCUCAUUGCCAGUGCAAGAAGUGAGUCAAGUAUGGAAACACGAGGGGAAUCGAUGGACGGCCCUGAGAAAGGACAAGCAAAGGGGCAGUUUUCUGCCUCUGAGCCCACCCACGAUAACUCGGCUGCAACUGCCAGCGGGUCAAACUGGAGACCUGUCAAGGACGAUGGAAGAGUCGCACACUACCAGGAAGAAACGCCAACAAACUACGUCACCCUUAAUACCUUUGAGGACCUCACGGCUCACCUUAAGACGACGAAAUGUCGCAUCUGCCAGGAACCGUUCUUUACCUCGGAACUCGACAUUCGUCGUUUGUUCCAGGAUUGGGCGGAUGGCGCGGUAGAUGAACUGUCCUGCAACGUUCGAUGCAGUAGCUGCAACACGCGCUCAUGCAUCGCAUGCGAGCCAGAACCCUUCGCAAGACCUUCUAAGAUCUUGUCUCAAUCUAGCAAACAAUGCGUCUCGUGGUGCUGCGUUGGCGGUCGGUUAUUUCUUAUAUGGGCACUCCUUUGUGGAUUCGACCGGCACAUCUGGGAAUCUAGGGAUGUCGGAAAGAUUUCGAAGCAAUCCAAGCUGGAGUCAAAGGCGCGUAAGACGGCUAAUAAGCCCACCCGCGGUGGUGCUGUAGGCCUAAGGGGUGGUCAUAGAACUCCGGCGGGCCACAUGCCUCGUGGUAUGGGGUAUGGAGGACAUGGUUACGACAUGCACGAAGAAACUGACUAUGAUUACGACACCGAUGAACUUGAGGAAGGCGACGAUAGCGGCAACUUUGAUGGUCCGGAGUGUGUGACAAGCGAAGCUAAGGGCUCCGAGCACAACUUAGGACACGUCGUGAACUCGAAGGAACCGGUAUCUCCAAAGCCCAAGAAGGAAACCAAGAUUUCAAGAGCCCGAAAGGCACAGAUAUGUGAAGAUGUCUUCUGUGAAAUGGUUCUGGGCUUCUUGACAGAUCUGCUUCCGAGCCUCGAGCGAGAAACCUGCUUUGAUUUCGAUCCUCCUGAAGCUGUUCUGGAAAUGCUCCGCAACAGCAAGAUUCUCCAAUACUGUGCAGAGUUACUCCGAAACGACUCAUUGGCCGACGUUAUGAAGCGCAGAAAUCUCUACCAGACUCUGUUCACCUUCUUGAUGAACGUGGGGUCACAUAGCGAAACGAGUGCGGCUCUUUUUGGCCCUCGCUUUGUGCGUCCCGAGAUGGUAGAUCUUCUCACAUUAUCGUUCUGCGCUGCUGCACCCGAUUUGAGAGAAAGCGUUUCCGUUCUCGCAGAGUGCCUACGUAAUCUCACUACUCAGAGUGCCAUGAUCCUCCUGAGCGCUAAGAACAAUGAGGAGGACUUCAAGAAUCAAGAAGGCCAGCAGAUGAUAUGGAUCUGUAGUAGCAUCUCAGCCCUUUCACAAUUUAUCAAGGAUAACACCCCCACAGAAGCUGGUAGCGAAAAGGGCAAGGAGGCUGCAGUAGUCCUUGAGGACCUUGCAAUGGGAGAAGUGGAGGAGAACUUGAUCAAACAGACUCAUCACUAUUACAAACAGGCGAAGAAACUUGACUUUUCCCGUCCGGGGAGGUUCAAGCGACUAGUUACGGAGAUCACAACGCUGCAAACAGGCCUUCCGCCAGGUAUCUUUGUACGCUAUUGUGAGAACAGGCCAGACAUCCUCAAGUGCGUCAUCACUGGGCCUGUUGGAACACCGUAUGAGAACGGCCUUUUUGAGUUCGACUUCUUCUGUACCACGGAUUUCCCCCAUACCCCUCCACUAGUCAACUUUAAAGGAACAGCAGGUGGUCGUAUAUCCAUCAAUCCAAAUCUCUACGCCGAUGGCAAGGUCUGCUUAUCCCUUCUCGGUACAUGGUCUGGCGAGCCCUGGAGUGCUAGCGAGUCAACGUUACUGCAAGUCUUGAUAUCGAUACAGGCAAUGAUACUGUGUGAGGAGCCGUGGUACAACGAGCCAGGAAGAGAGGCUGGCUACACUCGCAGUCCCAAUAGUCCUUCGGCAAUGUACAACGACAAGAUUUGCGAGCACACUGUACGUACUGCGAUUCUAGCUUGGCUCGACAAACCGCCGCCACUAUGGAAGGACGUAGUCGAUCAUCACUUUAGAGAACAUGGCAAUGCCAUCCUCAAGACAGUGGAAGAGUGGACCAAGAACAAGAUGAGUGGUACGAAGAAGCCCCGCCCUGAAACCAAUCCUAUCGACGAUGAACUAUACGACUAUGAUGAGAUCUUUGCUGUUGCUCGAGGUCGAACUGUCACUUCAGAAGAUAUGGGUACUAUGCUGCCCAAGCUACACACUGCUUUGAAGGAGCAGUAUGGGGCCACAUUCGAAGUCACAUAUGUGCCACCUGUAGAAAAGCCGACUCCACCGCCACCAACUCCAAGGAGACCAGAUCCCUCGUCAUCGUUGUGGCCGACGGUCGGAUCUCUACAAUUCGAUGUUGGGCUAAGCGCCUCGGGAGCGCCGCCUCCAGGGUCCACACCACCUGCAUUGGCUCCACCAUCAUCACUCAGCCCACCACUUGGUGUGGCUAGUUCGAUAGAAUCAUAUCAGCAUCAGAUUGCUGCCACUGCAGCUGCUGGACGUGGUGGCUACACUCAAGGCAUGGGCCGCGGAGCAUUCUCGGGUGGGGACUCCGUUUUCGGCUACACCCUAUACAACUGGGAUGGAGGCGUGGCGAUGCCAAACACGCAGAGUGGAUCUUCCAUGGGAGACUCUUCCGGUGCUCCUAGGUAUGACACCAGGUCGACUACCCGUGGGCGCGGUGAGUACGGUGGCAAUUCAAGCACCCGCGGAGGGCGGGGAGGUUUCCCCCUCGGUCCUUCACUGCCUUCAUCUGGUGCCGACAUCAACUUGGGUAGUGGUCGAGGCCGAGGUCAUACAACGCUGGGUCAUGGGCCUGGGGAGGGAGAUGCACAGGGUGGUCAGGCAACUUCAUUUGCUCCCUUCUCUCCCCCAACUCCCACCAACUUCGGUUGUGGACGAGGUGCAGCUCCUCCGGACGACAACUUGACCAUAGGAGAUGCGCUACCUGGGACUCGUGGUCGGGGCUUUACCAACGGUCGUGGCGGACGAGGCGGCCGCGGUGGACGUGGGCGGGGUAGAGGUCGUGGCGGUCGAGGAGAGGGCGGACCUUAGAGAGAAACUGAGGUGGAAUGGCAUGGUUGCUGCUUGAGAUGAGGGGUUGUACCUGCCUAUCAACGGGAUCGCAAGGCAUGAGCGAUAGCAUUCUUCACAUCACGUAGAUGGGACCACUAGUAAUCGGGAAUAAGCAUGGUGGAAUGUAGGUAGUAAUUGAUGCAUUCAGAAAGAUAUCGGCAGGCCUUGCACAACGACGUGUGCUCAUACCAACAUACCCGGAUACACACAUCCAUCCCAUAGCAAAA
This is a messenger RNA of Alternaria alternata, 3480 nucleotides long. RefSeq lists its product as hypothetical. Lineage: Eukaryota; Fungi; Ascomycota; Dothideomycetes; Pleosporales; Pleosporaceae. The transcript has 2 exons. The record is from RefSeq and is a predicted model, not a curated record. Gene Ontology annotation, molecular function: ubiquitin conjugating enzyme activity. Bases 140 to 3232 code for a protein of 1030 amino acids.